AUGCCACCCAAAUGUACUAUUGAAGACGUCGAAAACAUCAUUGAAGGUGUUCGGCUCCCUGAUGAUUGGAUUGACAUACUCACUGCACACCCAGAUAUCACGGUCCUUCUCACCCACAUCGCACAAAGGGCUGGUAUAACGGACCGGGAAAUCAAGAGGAGCAGGCUUAUGCUUCCAUCCUUUUUGAAAGCUAAAUGGGAAGAAGUUGCUACUCAACUUGAUUUCCCGCUUUCUGUAAAGUGGCUUUCCCUUGAGCAAUUCUCGCCGCCUAUCUGCUUUCUCCCGCCAUCUAUCCACAAGAAUCUGUUCCAAGGAGGGUGGCGAAUCAUAGACGUAUACCAAGAGAGAGCUCAUCAAGAUCGCGAAGCCGCACGGGUCAAGUUACUCGAGCCGUGGUUUGUGCUGAUACUUGCCCUCUUUGAGGGCAGGGUUGUAGACAUGCCAGAGUCAGUCAUGUUGCCCACAAAAUUCUCUACAGGUGGUGCAGUAGAGCAUGAGGUCGUCAUGAUCGGGGGGGCGUUGUUCUUUGUCAUUGAGAUAAUGCUUGGCUUGGAUAAAGACGACAAUUUGGCCCAGUUGUUUCUCGAGCUGCUAUCGGCAGCAGAGGCGAAUAACCGCUCUGGCUUUGACAUCACAAGAGUCUAUGGCCUUCUGACUGACCUCUCCAGCUUCCGGUUUUACUCCUACGAUCCGAAGUCCAAGUCCUUUUCCUUUGACGAAGACAUUCUUGUAAACGCGAAACGUGACGAUUUCUGUUUUGACAUGAUCUAUGUAUCGAACAAGAUAUUUAACGUCAUCAUGUGUGGAUAUGUUGAGGUACUCCGUGCUACUGUAGAAGCCAGCAAAAAGAAAUCUGAACAGGGAGAUUUGACCCCGGUUGGUUCCGGGCCUAUGCAGCAAUUGACUCAGACACCUUCCAUUCUUCCCGGAUCUGUGGGUUAA
This is a messenger RNA of Cyclocybe aegerita, 942 nucleotides long. The record is from the annotation of a GenBank genome assembly. NCBI's taxonomy places the organism in Eukaryota, Fungi, Basidiomycota, Agaricomycetes, Agaricales, Hemipholiotaceae.